This is a messenger RNA of Drosophila willistoni, 4322 nucleotides long. RefSeq names its product genetic suppressor element 1 (gene Snoo). The coding region runs from base 303 to 4214 and encodes 1303 amino acids. NCBI's taxonomy places the organism in Eukaryota, Metazoa, Arthropoda, Insecta, Diptera, Drosophilidae. The transcript is spliced from 3 exons. Gene Ontology annotation, molecular function: DNA-binding transcription factor activity, RNA polymerase II-specific; SMAD binding; RNA polymerase II cis-regulatory region sequence-specific DNA binding. Gene Ontology annotation, cellular component: nucleus. The record is from RefSeq and is a predicted model, not a curated record. Gene Ontology annotation, biological process: negative regulation of BMP signaling pathway.
UAGAGAUAAAGAGAGUGGGACACAUUCUAUUUAUAAAAGGAAAAAAUUUGUUUGCCGUCGGCAAAAUGCAAAAUGUGCCAACCAAAAAAAUCAACUGAUAGCAAGCACCAGAGCAACAAAUUUGUCUUAACAUAUUCUUAAUUGAUUGAGAACACAAAAUGAGAUUCUCCUUCAAAUAAAACGUAGAACAUCAACGCCACGCCCCCCAAGCCCCCACGCCCAUAUAUCCAGCUAAAAAGUGGAAAAAGCCUUUGAUUAACCGUUCUUUUUUUUGUUUGGUUUGGUUUGGGAUAUCCAGAGACAUGACCGAAUACGUGACACCUAUGAUCAGCAAUGUGCUGAAAAAAUAUCAAACGAGUGCACCAAAAAGUCUACAAGGUCCUGGUCAUCAUGCGCACCAUCAUCAUCGUAGCGAGAGUCCGCCAAAUGUUAAAGGAGCCGGCGCAGGAGCAGGAGGAGGUUCGCCAGUGAUGGCAAUGAUAAAAAAGGAGAUACUCAGUUCACCAGAGCCACAGAUGCAGGAGAUGCUGCAUCCGCAUUUGCAUUCGCAUUCGCAUCAUCCACACCAUCAUGAGUCGCCGCCAUCGUCCCAGCCACCGUCAGCCACCAUUUAUCCACCAUUGCCGCCGGAAAUAUCCCAGCCCAUACUUUCGGUGGCCGAUUCCGGUAGCGGUGAGCUCUAUGAGACCCGUUUGGAGGGCAAAACCAUCGGUUGCUUCUCCUUGGGCGGAGAGAUGCGCCUCUGCUUGCCACAAUUUCUCAACAAUGUUCUCAAUGACUUCACUUUGGAGCAAAUCAAUCGCAUUUUCGAUGAACUUGGCAUAUAUUGCUCCCAGUGUACUCCAGAUCAAUUGAUUGAGUUUAAGGCAGCCAAGAUUUUACCAUCGGAUGUCAAAGCCAGCGGUUUGAUAACCCGCACUGAUGCCGAACGUCUCUGUGCCGCACUAUUGCAUCGAUCCGAUCGCAAUAGCUAUAUACCCGUUGAGAAUUUGGCCAAAGGCGCCCUCAGUUUUCAUGUGUAUCACAAAUGUUUCGGCAAAUGCGAAGGCAUCUGCACUCCGGACAUGUAUUCGUAUCAGAAGCCCACUUGCAUCAAGUGUCUGGAAUGCGACGGUUGGUUCUCGCCCCAGAAAUUUGUUGGUCAUGUCCAUCGCAAAUUCGAGAAUCGCACCUGCCACUGGGGUUUUGAUUCACGCAAUUGGCAUGAUUAUCUUCAUGUUGCGUUGGAUGUCGAGAAUCGGGAGAAAUAUCAAAUAAUAUUGGAUCAACUGAAGGAGGUGGAAAUCAAGGAGAUGCACAAGGCGCAACGUGAAAUCGAUCACAAGAAACGAAAGGCGGAAAUGCUUAUGGAUGAGGGUCUGUUGGGUCCACUUGGUGGUUUGCCUCUGGUGGCUGGGCUGCCGCCAUCGCAUCAGGCUUUGCCAGCCAACCUCAAGCAACAACAAUUGGACAUUCCAAGCUCCAAGAAACUAAAGGGGGCACCCCCACCCAAUUUGGAGGCCUAUUAUCCAAUGAUGUAUGCCCAUUGCAUGCUGCAACAGCAGCAACGCGAACGCGAAAGAGAGCAGCAAUGUGUGGCGGCGGUGGGACAACAGCAGCAACAACAAAUGAACUGCUCCUCAUCGGCAUUUCGUCCAUGGGGACCAGGCAAUUCGGCGGCCUUUCUGCAAGUCUACAAUGCCACAGCGGUGGCUGCUCUCUCAUCUCAUCUGCCCUACACCUGCCAAGAUCCACCCGAAUUGCAGAAUCCCGAACGUGUCGUUCGUAGCUCCGAUCGUGAGCGUUUCGAGCGAACCUAUCAGCCAAAUGUCGCCUUGGCACCACGCAAGAGUAUACUUAGCAAGGAGCGGGACAAGGAUCGUGAGCGGGAGCGUGAAAGGGAACGAGAACGAGAGCGCUUGGAGAGGGAACUGGAGCGUCAGCGAUUGAGGGAGCGAGAUGAGCAGCAAAAAGAAUUGCAUAUUCAGAUUAAACAGGAGCGGGCGAGUACCCCAUCUCCACCGGCAUCGUCUGUGCCGGCAGUGCCGGCUCCGUUACCCUUAGAAUCCGCUCAUACGUCAAGUCGCAGCAAUUCGCCAACGACCACGCCAACGCCCACGCCGAUGGCAAAACCACUCCCGCCCUCUAGCAGCCAAGCGACACCAACAACCGCUAGUCGACAUGUGGUUGCACCACCUCUGCCCCUCAGUCCGGAAGAAUUUUCAGCUGGCAGCAAUGAGAUAACCUCAUCCACAUCACCGGUGCCGCCAGUCCGCAUAGCCACAGUCAAUCAACACAACAAGUUAAUGCCCAGCACAAAUGGCUCCAGCAAUCAUCACCAUCAUCAUCCAUCACAUCAUCACCAGAACCAACAGCAGCACCAGCAUCAGCAUGAACCAAGUCGCAUAAGGAUCAAUAAGAAUUUGAUGAUUCAGCCGACCAUUGCGGCAGGAGCAGGAUCUCCCCUAAAUAACAAUAAUAAUGGUGCCUUGGUGGUGCAAUCUCCCUUGCCAGCGCAUCCCCAUCACCAUCAUCAUCAUCCAUCACUGGGUGCCCCACAUCAUCAUCAUCAGCAUCAUCAUAAUCAUCAUCAUUCACAUGGCUACUACAAGACGCAACAACAGCAACCAUCACCCACUCAGUCUUCCAGUGCCGGUCUUAAUUUAAGUACUCACUCCUCCAAUGUGGUUAGCUCGCCGCAUCCUCAAACCACCAAACAACAGCAGCAACAACAUCCAACUCCACAUCAGCAGGCACCACUUCAGAAUGGUGGAGGCACCAAACCCCAUUUGGGCAGCGAAUUUGAAUUAUCAACAGACACGGAUGAUGACAGCCUGAACGGCGAACCAGAUAGCAGUGCCAUGCUACCACCUUGGGAACAGGCUGUGGACGCCCUGCGAGAAACCCGACCCCGGGAUCGGGAACGUGUGCUUAAUUUGCUCCAGCGCCUGCUCCAAGAGAAUCAACAAUAUCGCUUUAAUAAUCUGCAAUUAAGUGAACUGUUGCACAAGCAGGAUGUCCAUAUUUCCGACUUGACCGAGCAAUUGCAGCGAUGUCGCCGUCAGUUGGAGCAAUUGCAGGAUUGUAAAACAGAUCUGAAGCGAGUGCCAUUGAAGCAGACCACCAUGCUGGAAGAAGACGGCCAGGAGGAUGAUCGUGAUGAGGAAGAAGAGCUAGAGGAGGAGGAAGAAGAUCGGGCGAAUAACAAUAAUCUUGGUGAACAGCUACUGAAGCAGCCGCAAACCAAUGGCCUAAGACGUAGUCCUACGCCCCUAAACCGAGAUGAAGACGAGGAGGACGAGGAGGAGGACUCACAGAAUCACGAGCAAGAGCAAGAGUCUGAGGAUGAGCCAGCCAUGAAAAGGGUUAAGCUGCAGGAACAGAACGAACGAACAGAACAGCCCGAUGACCAGAGUCAAGGGGAUGAUGAUGAUGACGGUGAUGAAGAUAGCCGCAAUUCUUCCAUAAAGGAGAAACCUCUUGAGAAUGGUCGCCAGAUUAAUGGUAAUCAUAUGGAAACAUCUGAGGAUGAGGAAAUGGAAGAAGAUAGUCCAGACAAUGACAAUGAUAUUGUAGGUGUUCCUGUGGAUCAGGAUGAGUCCCAUGUGCAGGCUCCACAUAGCAGCUCAGUGGCCACACCACCCACAGCCACAACGCCCAUUUCCCCCGAUUCGGCUGCCACAGCGGGGCAAUUGUUCGAUAGCAGCAACAGCAGCGAUGAAUCAUCCAUGAAGAAGGCACAAAUGUCUGCCUGCAAUGCUUUAGCCAAAAUGACCAACAACAACGAUGACGAGGACGAGGAUGAUGAAGACGAGGAGGAUGGCGAUGGUGACGGCGAGGAUAAUGAUAAUGAUGAAGACGAUGAUGAUGACAAUGAUGAAGUGAGGUCUGACAAACAACCACAUCGGGAUGAAGAUUCAGAUGAUGAAAUGCCUUUGCAGCAACGCAAGCAAAGAAGACGUCGACACAACGGCAAUAACAGCAAUAAUAUAAUAACAGCAUCGGUAACAUCUUCCACUCCAACCACAACUCCAACUCCGUCUCCAGUGGCAUCAAUACCGUCUACGCCAACGCCAGCAACUCCACCUCCACCACCACCACCAACAGAAGCAGCUCCACCACCACCACCACCACCCAUGGCCACUAAGGCGAGCAAAAAACAAACCACCAUGCUACCAGCAACCAUAAUAACCACAACGAACUGCGAGUUACAAAUCAAAAAGGAAAUAGCCUAAAUAGUCCUUUCCCUGUUUCACCUUCUAAACCUCGGUCAGCUCGAAACGCUGUCUCUUUCACACACAGACACACCAACCCUUACACUCACACACACACUGACACUGACU